This is a messenger RNA of Drosophila miranda, 948 nucleotides long. RefSeq lists its product as uncharacterized. Lineage: Eukaryota; Metazoa; Arthropoda; Insecta; Diptera; Drosophilidae. The record is from RefSeq and is a predicted model, not a curated record. Bases 380 to 718 code for a protein of 112 amino acids. The transcript is spliced from 4 exons.
GUGCCGAGUGCCGAGUCCCCAAAAAUCUCCGGAUUUAUCUCACGUUCCUUGGCAUUGGUAUUUGGGUGAUCGCCUGUACUUUCUCCGGAUCUGUCCUAAGUUUGCCUCCUUGAGACACUUGGCCACUUCCUCUAACAGGUGUAUAUGCUCCUCAAACGUCCGGGAAAUAACUAGUAGAUCGUCUAAGUAUACAAAGACAUGGCUUCGGAGUCGUUGGGGAAUUACUCGAUCCAUCAACCGACACAGCCGUUGGGCUGCAUUGCACAACCCGAAGGGCAUCGAUUUAAAUUGAUAGAGUGGUCUGCCCGGCACCGUGAAAGCUGUGUACGUCCGACUUUCAGGCUCCAGCUCUAUCUGCCAAAAUGCGUGCUUUAAAUCGAUGCUGCUGAUGUACACCGUAUCCUCUACGCGGCUCAGAAUUGACUCGAUGCUCUGCAGCGGACAAAAAUUCACCUUUAAUUUGUUUGGUGGGACGAGAGACAACUGCAUUAAUUGUUUUGCAGAUCACCGUGGAUCCCCCAGAAUCGGACAGGACAACGACGUUAAUGCCUCUGGACAUAACCCGGACCACGACUCGACAGAUCCUCCGGCACCUCUUCCUCUUUUCAGAUCCAGACAGCGAGCUCCACGAGUCGGACAACGAGGCUACUACCACCUGGUAAUACCUGGACCACAACUCGGGACACACACUUCCUUCCCUUCUACCUCCGAUACAUAACUACCAUGUCCAUUUUCCUCUCUUCUACUCCUCUCAGCGGCUACGACGGCUAGGAUUUAUUCCCGGCUCGCGGACCGGCUGAGUUUCGUUCUACCAGGGUUCCAUUUUACACCGGGUCUUUAAGACUCGCGUUUAAAAUCGAUCCCUUCUAUUACCAUUGGGCGCCUUUUGUUAUGAUCCGCCUCUUUGCCACCCUGGCCUAUCGUUCCCAGCUAGCUCACGGGGAAGUC